Molecule: messenger RNA, 822 nt
Organism: Racocetra fulgida
Lineage: Eukaryota; Fungi; Glomeromycota; Glomeromycetes; Diversisporales; Gigasporaceae
Source: the annotation of a GenBank genome assembly
AUGUCAAAGAAUUAUUACCAAAUAUUAGGAGUUAGUCCAGGUGCUACCCAAGAAGAAAUAGCAAAGGCUUACAAAAAAAUGGCUCUAAAAUAUCACCCCGAGCGAAAUCACGUCGGUGAAGCAUAUGCUGUUUUAUCAGGUAAACAGGAGUCUGGUUCUUCUAACAAAUUUAGUUCAGAUGCUGAAUUUGAAAAGUUUGAAGAAAUGUUGAAAGAGGUAAGAAAGCAAUUUAACGAGACAGAAAGGGCAUUUAAUGAAUAUGAAGAGAACCGUAGGCAGGAAGAAGAAACAGCUCGAAGUGAAGCUAUACGGAGUAUUGAAGAAAGUUUAACCUCAUCUAAUGUAUCUAUUUCUGAGUUGGAUUCUAGUUUAUGGUCUCCUUAUAAAAGUCAAACUCCUGAACAGCAAGUUGAAAUUCAAAAAAAGCAAUUAAAGGCUGGCAAAAAUACAGAUACUUCCGAAAAACAAUCAAAAUUACAAGCAAAAUUAGAGAAAUUAGAGAAAUCCAAGUCUAAUGUUGACAAUAGUAAAGGUUCUAGUAAUAUUUAUAGCAAAGAAAAGAAAAAAAGUGAAAAAAUAUUAAAUAUAAAUCUCAUGUCAAGUCCUAAAAUCAAAUUAAAAAGUGGUGAUAAAGUAAAAGUUAUUACUGGAAAAUACCGGGGAACAAUCGAUUUCAUUUCUCGUCUGGACCCAAAAAAACAGAUGGUCUAUUUGAAAAAAGUCAGCCGCAAAAAAUAUGAUAAAUCAACCCCCGAAAGCAAGAAAAAAAGCGAAUUAAAGGAAAUCAUGACUCCUGUUUAUAUUUCAAAUGUCGCUUAUUGA